Puma concolor (puma) is the source of this 5748-nucleotide messenger RNA. Lineage: Eukaryota; Metazoa; Chordata; Mammalia; Carnivora; Felidae. The record is from RefSeq and is a predicted model, not a curated record.
AUGGAGGCAAACGACCAUUUUAACUUUACUGGCCUUCCCCCUGCACCUGCUGCCUCAGGACUGAAACCCUCUCCCUCCUCAGGGGAGGGCCUCUACACUAACGGGUCUCCCAUGAACUUCCCCCAGCAAGGGAAAAGUUUGAAUGGGGAUGUGAAUGUUAAUGGCUUAUCUACUGUAUCUCACACUACUACUUCAGGGAUUUUGAACUCUGCUCCCCACUCCUCCAGCACCUCACACCUCCAUCACCCCAGCGUGGCCUACGACUGUCUCUGGAACUACUCACAGUACCCAUCUGCCAAUCCUGGCAGCAACCUCAAGGACCCACCCCUUCUCUCCCAGUUCUCGGGGGGACAAUACCCACUCAACGGCAUCCUUGGGGGCAGCCGGCAACCUUCAUCCCCAAGUCACAACACUAACCUUCGGGCUGGGAGCCAAGAGUUCUGGGCCAACGGUACCCAGAGUCCCAUGGGGCUUAACUUCGACUCACAGGAACUGUAUGAUUCCUUUCCUGACCAGAAUUUUGAGGUGAUGCCCAAUGGACCCCCUAGUUUUUUCACCUCCCCACAGACUUCUCCUAUGUUGGGAUCCAGCAUCCAGACCUUUGCACCCUCCCAGGAGGUAGGCAGUGGUAUCCAUCCCAGUGAGGCGGCAGAAAAGGAGCUGACUUCAGUUGUGGCAGAGAAUGGCACUGGCUUGGUAGGCAGCCUGGAGCUGGAAGAAGAGCAGCCAGAACUGAAGAUGUGUGGCUACAAUGGCUCUGUCCCUUCUGUGGAAUCAUUACACCAAGAGGUCUCAGUCUUGGUCCCUGACCCCACAGUGAGCUGCUUAGAUGAUCCUUCACAUCUUCCUGAUCAACUGGAAGACACUCCAAUCCUCAGUGAAGUCUCUCUGGAGCCCUUCAACCCUCUGGCACCGGAGCCAGUGAGUGGAGGACUCUAUGGUAUAGAUGACACGGAGCUGAUGGGUACAGAGGACAAGCUGCCUCUUGAGGACAGCCCUGUGAUUUCUGCCCUUGAUUGCCCUUCCCUCAAUAACGCCACUGCCUUCAGUCUCCUGGCAGAUGAUAGUCAAACUUCAGCCUCUAUCUUUGCCAGCCCCACCUCUCCACCUGUCCUUGGGGAGUCUGUCCUGCAAGAUAACACCUUUGACCUGAACAAUGGUAGUGAUGCAGAACAGGAAGAAAUGGAGACUCAGUCUUCAGACUUCCCACCAUCUCUGACCCAGCCAGCCCCUGACCAGUCAUCCACUAUUCAGCUCCAUCCAGCAACUUCACCAGCAGCCCCACCAACAGCCUCCCCGGCAGUCUCCCUGGCAGUUUCGCCAGCAGCCUCCCUGGAAAUCUCUCCAGAAGUCUCCCCAGCAGUUUCGCCAGCAGUCUCCCCAGAAGUUUCUCCAGUCAUCUCCCCAGCAGCAUUCCCAGCUGUCUCUCCAACUUCCUCAGCAGCCCUUCCACCAGUCUCCUCAGAAGUCUCCUUGACGGCCUCCCCGGUGACCUCCCCAAAAGUGUCCCCUGCAGCUUCCCCAGCAGCUGUCCUCCCAACAGCCUCCCCGGCAGAUAAAGAUGUCAGCAGCCUCCCUGAAACCACUGCUGACCUGGAGGAAAUCACUGGAGAAGGAGUCACUACUUCUGGUAGUGGUGAUGUCCUGAGGAGACGUAUUGCUACCCCAGAAGAAGUUCGUCUUCCCCUCCAGCAUGGGUGGCGGAGAGAGGUGCGCAUCAAGAAGGGUAGCCACCGAUGGCAGGGGGAGACAUGGUAUUAUGGCCCCUGUGGGAAGAGGAUGAAACAGUUCCCAGAAGUGAUCAAGUACCUGAGCCGCAACGUGGUACACAAUGUCCGUCGUGAGCACUUCAGUUUCAGUCCCCGUAUGCCUGUUGGAGAUUUCUUUGAAGAGAGAGACACGCCAGAGGGCUUGCAGUGGGUGCAGCUCUCAGCAGAGGAGAUCCCUUCCAGGAUUCAGGCAAUUACGGGGAAACGGGGCCGACCUCGAAACACUGAGAAGGCCAAGACUAAGGAAGUCCCCAAGGUGAAACGGGGACGAGGUCGGCCACCGAAGGUCAAAAUCACCGAGCUGUUGAAUAAGACAGAUAACCGCCUCCUAAAGAAACUGGAGGCCCAAGAAACACUGAAUGAGGAAGAUAAAGCAAAGAUGACUAAAAUCAAGAAGAAGAUGAAGCAGAAGGUACAACGAGGAGAGUGUCAGUCUACUGUCCAAGGGCAGGCCAGAAACAAGCGGAAACAAGAGACCAAGAGCUUAAAGCAGAAGGAAGCUAAGAAGAAACCCAAGGUGGAGAAGGAGAAGAUAAAGACAAAGCAGGAAAAACUGAAGGAGAAAGUGAAGAGAGAGAAGAAAGAGAAGGUAAAAUUGAAGGAAAAGGAGGAAGUGGCCAAAGGCAAGUCAGCCUGUAAAGCAGAUAAAACGCUGGCCAUGCAGAGGCGCUUGGAGGAGCGGCAGAGGCAGCAGAUGAUCUUGGAGGAGAUGAAGAAGCCCACAGAGGAUAUGUGUCUGACUGACCAUCAGCCUCUACCUGACUUCUCACGCAUCCCUGGUCUGAUCCUGCCCAGUGGGGCCUUCUCAGACUGCUUGACCAUCGUGGAAUUCCUGCACAGCUUCGGCAAGGUGCUGGGCUUUGACCCUGCCAAAGAUGUACCCAGCCUGGGGGUCCUACAGGAGGGACUCCUGUGUCAAGGCGACAGCCUGGGUGAGGUGCAAGAUCUGCUGGUGCGGCUCCUGAAGGCUGCGCUCUAUGAUCCUGGCUUGCCUUCCUACUGUCAGUCCUUAAAGAUCUUGGGAGAGAAGGUGUCUGAGAUCCCACUGACAAGAGACAAUGUGUCUGAGAUCCUGCGCUGCUUCCUCAUGGCGUAUGGAGUGGAGCCAGCCCUCUGUGACAGCCUGCGCACCCAGCCUUUUCAGGCCCAGCCACCCCAGCAGAAGGCUGCUGUCCUGGCCUUCCUUGUACAUGAGCUCAACGGUUCCACGCUCAUCAUCAAUGAGAUUGACAAGACUCUGGAGAGUAUGUCCAGCUACAGGAAAAACAAGUGGAUUGUCGAAGGCCGGCUCCGGAGACUGAAAACUGCUCUGGCCAAGCGAACUGGGCGACCGGAGGUAGAGAUGCAAGGGCCAGAGGAGGGCCUGGGGCGGAGGCGCAGUUCUCGAAUCAUGGAGGAGACCAGUGGCAUGGAGGAAGAGGAAGAGGAAGAGACUGUGGCGACUGUCCAUGGCCGUAGGGGUCGAAGAGAUGGAGAGGUUGAUGCCACAGCAUCAAGCAUCCCAGAGCUAGAGCGCCAAAUAGAAAAACUCAGCAAGCGUCAGCUCUUCUUUCGAAAAAAGCUGCUUCAUUCAUCCCAGAUGCUUCGGGCAGUCUCCCUGGGUCAGGACCGCUACAGACGCCGCUAUUGGGUCUUGCCCUAUUUGGCUGGUAUCUUUGUGGAAGGAACAGAGGAGAGCUUAGUUCCUGAGGAUGUGAUAAAGCAGGAAACUGACUCCUUAAAAGUGGCAGCCCAUCCAGCCCCCAGCCCAGCCCCCUUCUCUCUGAAGAAGGAGUUAGCUGGCUCCAGCACCUCUGCCAGUACUCCUGCCCGGGCCCGAGGCCGACCUCGGAAAACUAAGCCUGGGUCUAUGCAACCUAGGCACCUUAAAUCCCCUGUUAAGGGUCAGGGUUCAGAACAGCCUGAUGCCCAGCUUCAGCCUGAAAUUCAGCCCCAUCCUCAGCUUCAGGCUCAUGCUCAGCCCCAACCCCAGCUUCAGCUCCAUCCCCAAUCCCAAAAUGGGUUCCUGGAGCCAGAAGGCUCCCCCUUGUCCUUGGGUCAGAGCCAGCAUGACCUCAGCCAGUCAGCCUUCCUGUCUUGGCUGAGCCAGACUCAGAGCCAUGGCUCCCUACUGAGCAGCUCAGUCCUCACACCUGACAGCAGCCCUGGAAAACUGGACCCAACCCCAACACAGCCCUUGGAGGAGCCAGAGCCUGAUGAGGCAGAAUCCAUCCCCGAUUCUCAAGCUCCCUGGUUUAACUUCUCAGCCCAGAUGCCUUGCAAUGCUGCCCCUACACCACCCCCUGCAGUUUCUGAGGACCAGCCUACACUCUCCCCUCAGCAACCUGCCUCCUCCAAGACAAUGAGUAGACCCAGUGCUGCCAACCCCUGUUCUCCAGUGCAGCUCUCUUCUACCCCUUUACCUGGGAUGGCCGCUAAGAGGCGAGCAGGAGACCCUGGGGGAACACCACAGAGUCUCACAGGGCUAGGACAGCCAAAACGGAGAGGGAGACCCCCCAGUAAGUUCUUCAAACAGAUAGAGCAGCGUUAUCUAACCCAGCUGACUGCCCAGCCCGUCCCCACAGAGAUGUGCUCUGGAUGGUGGUGCAUCCAAGAUCCUGAGACACUGGAUGCCACGCUCAAGGCCCUGCACCCCCGAGGCAUCCGAGAAAAGGCACUUCACAAACACCUAAACAAGCACAGGGACUUCUUACAGGAAGUCUGCCUACGACCUUCAACUGACCCCAUCUUUGAGCCCAGUCAGCUACCUGCCUCUCAAGAAGGGAUUAUGAGCUGGUGCCCCAAAGAGAAGACCUAUGAGACAGACCUGGCCGUGCUUCAGUGGGUAGAGGAGCUGGAACAGCGGGUUAUCCUGUCUGAUCUGCAGAUUCGGGGCUGGACCUGUCCCAGCCCAGACUCUACUCGUGAAGACUUGUCCUACUGUGAGCAUCUACCUGACUCUCAGGAGGAUAUCACCUGGAGAGGUCGAGGUAGGGAAGGACUGGCACCCCAGCGUAAAACUACCAACCCUCUGGACCUGGCUGUGAUGCGGCUGGCUGCCCUGGAGCAGAAUGUGGAGCGGCGGUAUCUACGGGAGCCCCUCUGGCCAGCUCAUGAGGUGGUGCUAGAGAAGGCCUUGCUCAGCACGCCCAGUAGUGCCCCCCAGUGCACCACUACAGAGAUAUCAUAUGAGAUCACCCCUCGCAUUCGAGCAUGGCGACAGACCCUUGAGCGGUGCAGGAGCGCGGCCCAGGUGUGCUUGUGCCUGGGCCAGCUGGAGAGGUCGAUUGCCUGGGAGAAGUCCGUCAACAAAGUGACCUGUCUCGUCUGCCGGAAGGGUGACAAUGAUGAGUUUCUUCUGCUUUGUGAUGGGUGUGACCGCGGCUGCCACAUUUACUGCCAUCGGCCCAAGAUGGAGGCUGUCCCAGAAGGAGAUUGGUUCUGUGCAGUAUGUUUGGCCCAGCAGGUAGAGGGAGGAUUCACUCAGAAGCCUGGUUUCCCAAAACGAGGCCAGAAGCGGAAAAGUAGUUAUGAGCUGAACUUCCCAGAGGGGGAUGGCCGCCGACGCCGGGUACUGUCAAGGGGUCGAGAAAGCCCAGCGGCGCCCCGCUACUCAGAAGAAGGGCUAUCCCCCUCCAAGCGGCGGCGACUCUCCAUGCGGAACCACCACAGUGAUCUCACAUUUUGCGAGAUUAUCUUGAUGGAGAUGGAGUCCCAUGACGCAGCUUGGCCUUUCCUGGAGCCCGUGAACCCACGUUUGGUGAGCGGGUACCGGCGCAUUAUCAAAAACCCUAUGGAUUUUUCCACCAUGCGGGAGCGACUGCUCCGGGGAGGGUACACCAGCUCGGAGGAGUUCGCGGCAGACGCACUCCUGGUCUUUGACAACUGCCAGACCUUCAAUGAGGAUGACUCUGAAGUGGGCAAGGCUGGGCACAUCAUGCGCCGCUUCUUCGAGAGCCGCUGGGAGGAGUUUUAUCAGGGAAAACAGGCCAAUCUGUGA